ACCCGGCUGUAAUAUGCCUCCUGGAAAUCUAGGUAUUCGUAAGUACAAAACAAUAUCUGAUGGUUUUUGCAAUCAUUGUGUAGGCGCAAAUCGUUUGAUAUAUUGGUAGCAAAUGUUCCUCUUGGAUUAACGCAGUAUUAUAUUCAACUACAGUGGAGGAUUUUGACGAAAAAAAGCGAUAGCGCAAGGUGAAAUGCGAAAAAAUCAUAUUUAUGGAGGUUUUGUUAUAGAAAAACGAUGAAAUACGAAUAUAACAAGACGGAAAGUCUGUGUAUAAUUGUGUUAAUCAGGAAAAACUAUUGUUUGAAUGUAUAACGAACUCUCAGGAAAAAAGUUGUACUUGUUUAAUACCGCUAGUAAAACUUGUAUUAGAAGGUUUUGUACCAUUAUAUCGACAUAAAUUGACGGAUAUUAAUUAUUCAAUAAAACAAGACUUACGCAGGAACACAAAAUUUUCUUGACAUAUAUAAAAAUACCGACGGAUAUUAAAAAUUGACUACAUAAGUAAUAAGCAGGAAAAAAACUUUCAUGAUAAAUAUAGAAAUAAAGUACAGGACCAUAUUUAAGCGAAAUAAAGACAUGAAAAUAAGUGUUUCUAGUAUCUUUGCUAGUAGUGACUAUAGUGUCUGACGUGAUAAACAUAAACAGAUGCAAAAUCAGACAACACGAACGAAAACAAACUUAAACGACACAGCGCGUGGUAAAAAUGUGAACAAUUAAAAUCAGCAUGAUAUGAGAGUAACGGCGUUAUUGUUUACAACAGAAGGACCUGUUCUUAAAACUUUAAAACAAUAUCAAUGCUCGUAUAUUUAAUAUGAACAAUUGAUAAAUAAAGGUCGGGACUUAGCCACGACCUCGACCAAUCCAGUGUUCUCGAGUUAUUGCCUUUCGAGUUAUCGCAGUUUUACUAUUGGAAAGUACAAUGAGUGUAGGUCCAGAAAGGAAUCUUGGAGACAACGCGACAGGGGGGCAGGGAGCAUUGAAGCCAUACCUGAAACGGAAAAAGUCGUCUCUAGGUGAGACCAAAAUAGCUGUCCUUGGAGCCGAGGGCGUUGGGAAAAGUGCAUUAUCGGUAAGGUUUAUUACGAAGAGGUUCAUAGGCGAGUACGACCAAACUGCCGAGUCGAAGUACAAAUACAGCACUGUCGUCGACGGAGAACAAAUGGCAUUCGAAGUGCUCGACACACGAUCAGUGAAUGAGGACUGUGGUGCACGGGAAGAUGUCAUGCGGUGGGCAGACGGAUAUGUGCUCGUGUAUUCUAUAGUGUCAAGGAAGUCAUUUAACCUGCUACAAGAGGUGCAGAAGAAGGUAGAGGAGUUCAAGAAAGGGUCAAACGUUCCAAUUGUUAUCCUUGCUAACAAAGCAGAUCUAGAACAUAUGCGUCAGGUGACAUCAGAGGAAGGUCAAACUUUUGCCAUUUCUCUCGGCUGUCCUUUUAUAGAGCUAUCAGCGUCAGAAGAUGUAAGUGACGUUACAGAUGCGUUUCAUGCGUUGUGCAGAGACAUUGUCGAAUACAAGCGUCGAUCUAGGACAUUCUUUGAUAGAGUGUUCGGAGCUUUUGGACGGGAAAAGGUGUCAUCUUAAUGUUGUAUGGGAUUCCAUGGUUUAGUGUAAAAAUAGCAUAAAAUGAUCAAAUGACUUUGGUAUUCAAGCAAUCCAGUCCCUUAGAGCAAAGCUUAAACUGACUUAGGAGCUAUCAAUUCAAGUUUUGUUUUAACAUAUUUAUUUUACAAUGACUAUGACAAUGUUUUUAUCACUCUCGUUGACACUACGAUGUUACACGAAAAAUUGGUCUGUUGUGAACGGAAACAGGUAAUCGGAGGAAACCCACUUGAUCGGCUUGGUGACCACAAACCAAGCUCACACGGUUUCUUCUUAUCUGCAGCCAGACUACACAUUCACGAUGGCAUAAAUGUUGAGUGUUCUACGAAAAAAAAGGUGUUGACUCGUCAAUGUUGCCUUAUUAAAACGACCAGAAAGACUCCAGUUGACACAUAUUGCAAACAGUAUUUGAAUUAUGCAUUUCGUUAAAUAUCGUGUUGCAAUAGGUAUGUGAAUUAUGUAUUUCUUUUAAUAUCGUAUUGCAAUAGGUAUGUGUAUUAUGUGAUUCUUCAAAUAUCUUGUUGCAAUAGGUAUGUGGAUUAGGUGAUUCUUUUAAUAUCGUGUUGCAAUAGGUAUGUGGAUUAUAUAGUACUUUAGAUAACAUGUUGUAAUUGGUAUGCUAACCAUAUGUUACUAUAAAUAAAAUGUUUUACAUAAGGAACCUGCUUAUACUGCACUUAGUUUUAAACACAUUGGGAAGUUUUGCCUGUGAUUUAAAAAUGUGAUUUCUUUAAUGGUUAUAAAACACCUACUUUGACGAUAGCUUAAAACAUUGGACGUACAUAGAUGACAUCUCAAGGCCCAAAUAUCUCGAAACUUCUUAAGCUUAACAGGCCUAAGUAGCUUAUUUCAAUCAGCCAAAAUACAGUUUUAAAUUGAAUUUUGAUUAACGAAAAUUGGAUUUAAGUGAUUAUAAUCGAAUAUUCCUUUCUUAUGUAUACUGAAUUCUUACAGAAGAAAAUAUUACGCAAAUUGAGUGAGCUAAACUUAAUCCUGUUAUGAGGGACUUGAUCGAAAUCACUAAUGAGAUCGAUGUCAAGAAUUGUGACAAAAACAGAUUGGCAAGGGACGGAACUCCCCAAGAGUACAAGUGAACACAAGACUGUUAGAAUACAAAUGUUUGUUUAUAUACAGUUUAACAACAUUAUAGUUCCGACGCGUAUAUAAGUGGUCGUGUUGAAUGAUUUUAUGUACUGCGUAAUGUCUUCUUUAAGUUAAAAAAAAACUUCUGUAAAUCAUUCUUUGUUAAAUUGGCUGUGUUGAAUGUGUUGUCAUGUAUUGCUUUAUGUCUAAUUUUAGUAAAAGAAUAUCCGGAAGUCAUUUUUUUCUAAGUGCUUUCAGGAUAUGUAUUACCAAUUUUAUAAACAAUGCAACACAUGAAAUGUUUGAAUGAAUCUUCAGCAAAUGUGUGUUAUGAUGAGUGAAAAAUUGUUUUGUAUGCUAGGGAAACUGAAUGUGUUAUAAUGUUAUUUAUUUCUUAGAUAUUAAUUUUUGUAGUGAGUGUUUUUAAAAUCAUACCGUUUGUUAUUGUUAACAUUUUGAUUUGUUCUUCAUUCUAAUAAAUAUCAUUCAGAUUUGAUGAAUAUUUUGUUUGGGUUUAACUAUGUC
Molecule: messenger RNA, 3211 nt
Organism: Mya arenaria
Lineage: Eukaryota; Metazoa; Mollusca; Bivalvia; Myida; Myidae
Product: ras-related and estrogen-regulated growth inhibitor-like
Exons: 4
Coding region: 923-1585 (220 amino acids)
Molecular function (GO): GTP binding; GTPase activity
Source: RefSeq, a predicted model, not a curated record